AUGGAGGAGCCAAAUACAUCUUCGGGCAAGGAAUCAGACUUUGAAACAGCACUAAGCAUAGAGGAGCUGGGCCAACUGGCGACGAGAUGGGAUAAGAAUUCCACUGGGCUGCAAGACACCAUUAACGACGGUCCCGGAGCAUGCUGCGAGGAGCCUGGCAGGAUAGCCACGAUGGGAAGGUUCGAUCAGUUCAUCGAGGACGGUGAUGAAGAUUUUCAGUCCUACUUGGAGCGGUUCGACCACUUCCUGAAGGCUUCCCAGGUGAGCGACGCCCUGAAGGUGUCAGUGUUCAUAACGGCAAUAGGGAAUAAAGCCUACAAAACCCUGAAAACAUUGCUGGAACCAGAAAAGCCGGGAAACAAGACGAACGAACAGUUGGUGCAGACCCUGCAAGAGCAGUACGUGCCCCAAAACUCUAUAAUUGCCGAGCGGUUCAAAUUUAAUCGGCGUUUGCAGCAAGACGGCGAAACAGUGGCAGCGUUCGUGGUAGAGCUGAAGCGGUUGGUCACGUCCUGCGGCUUCGGGGCGUUUUUGGACGAGGCUUUUCGCGACAGGUUUGUGGCAGGACUUUGCGACAAAGAAACGCAAGCAGAGGUGCUAAAGAAUAGCAAGUUGACCUUUAGAAAUGCCUGCGAUAUCGCAAGGAGUAUCGAGUUGGCCCGCAAGGAAAGUCGAGAUAUUCAGCCGGGUGCAGCGCAAGGAACCGUCAGCGCUAUUCACCGCAAACCAGAUAGCAGAAAACGCCCACUGCGCUGGAGAGAAGAAACUUCGGCGAUGCCAGCUGAUAUAAGGGCGACGGAAUCACUGCCUUGUUUCCGAUGUGGCUCAGAGCAUGAAGCAUCUAUCUGCAAAUUUUGA
This is a messenger RNA of Dermacentor silvarum, 858 nucleotides long. RefSeq lists its product as uncharacterized. The transcript is spliced from 2 exons. The record is from RefSeq and is a predicted model, not a curated record. Lineage: Eukaryota; Metazoa; Arthropoda; Arachnida; Ixodida; Ixodidae. The coding region runs from base 1 to 858 and encodes 285 amino acids.